Molecule: messenger RNA, 1658 nt
Organism: Capsicum annuum
Lineage: Eukaryota; Viridiplantae; Streptophyta; Magnoliopsida; Solanales; Solanaceae
Product: VAN3-binding protein
Exons: 8
Coding region: 283-1542 (419 amino acids)
Source: RefSeq, a predicted model, not a curated record
UAUACUAUGUUCCACUUAAUUCUUUCUUUUUGAAUUUUUAAGAUUUCGAGGGACUUUUGAAGUUUUUACUCUGAGUACUCCACUCCAUCACUACUGUUAUAUAUACCACAUUGUUUCCUUCGUUUUUCUUCCAUUGUCCUCUACCUUGCAUACUAUGUUAACUUUCUUUGGUCUCAAAAAGAUUGAUAUAGAAAAAAGUGUAGAUAAAAGUUAAAAACAUUCACAAGUUUCACUUGAACGAAAUUUGUACUAGUUAAUAACACACUGAUCUCCUCCUUUUGAAUGGUUAUAAUGGAGACAGUGAGCUCUUGUGGUGUUAAAUGCAAGUCAAAUAGGUUAGAAGGGAUCAACGAAGACGGUGCAGCAAAUUGGCUACCCGGGGCAUGCCCUCCACCAGAAACUCCUACCGAGUCUAUGGAGUUCCUCGCAAGAUCAUGGAGUCUGUCAGCUAAGGAACUCUCCAAAGCUCUUUCUCACACAAAACAAACAAGUUAUCUAGACGAGAAGAUGUCAGUGUCACUUUCAUUACAAGCACAGCAUGGAAAGACCUCGAUUAUAGAGGAACUUCAAGAACAACCAUUACCUAACUCUGAUAGCCCUCCAGUUUCUCCUCGGGGAAGUGAUAAUACGAAGGAAUUGUUUUUACUACAUCAGGCACUCAAUCCAGAUUUCCUCUCCAGUCAUCAUCUGCUGAAAGCUGGGCUCUACAGGACCGUGAUGCGUGGCAAGACAAUUGGUAGAUGGCUGAAAGAUCAAAAAGAAAAGAAAAAACAAGAGCUUAGAACUCACAGCGCCCAGGUGCACGCAGCAGUUUCAGUAGCAGGGGUUGCAGCUGCAGUGGCUGCUCUUGCAACCUCAUCAGUAACUUCUCCAGACCAGUCCAUCAUCCAACACAAGACAUCUUCAAAGAUGUCAACUGCAAUUGCAUCUGCAGCAGCUUUAGUUGCAUCCCACUGUAUUGAAAUUGCAGAGGACAUGGGUGCCGAACAGGAUCAAAUCUUAUCAGUUGUAAAUUCAGCUAUCAAUGCAAAAACUAGUGGAGACAUCAUGACUCUAACAGCUGGAGCUGCUACAGCAUUGAGAGGUGCUGCCACUCUAAGGGCGGGGCUGCAGAAAGGAAAUGGAGCUGCAGCUGUUGGUCUAGCUGAUGAGUGUGUCGAAGGUAACAAAGAAUCAACUGUUACAGCAGCUCUUAAUUUUGUUGCCAAAGGGGGAGAACUACUCAAACGUACAAGAAAAGGAGAUCUCCACGGGAAACAAGUCUCUUUCAACAUAAACUCGGAUUGGCAGGUGAUAGCUAAAAUGAAAAGCAAGCACAUGGCAGGAACAUUCACAAAGAAAAAGAAACUUGUGGUCUCUGGAGUCUGUUGUGACAUACAACCAUGGCUUGGACGAGAUGAGGAACAUAACGAGCAGAAGUGCUACUUCGGGAUACAAACUGCUGAAAGGAUGAUUGAAUUUGAGUGCAGAAACAAAGGGGAGAAACAAAUGUGGGUGGAUGGGAUUCAACAAAUCUUGUACUGCCGCAUGAACAUGACAUGACUUUGGAUGAACAUUUCAAAAGAGAACCGAACAGUAGUUUUUAUAGCAGUUGACAAUGUGUGACUUCCAAUUCUAAAAUACAGCAUCAAAUCAAAGAAACAAUGGGAUUGAUUUAA